Messenger RNA from Puntigrus tetrazona (Sumatra barb), 3870 nucleotides. RefSeq names its product epidermal growth factor receptor-like. Gene Ontology annotation, biological process: positive regulation of epithelial cell proliferation; negative regulation of apoptotic process; protein phosphorylation. Gene Ontology annotation, molecular function: epidermal growth factor receptor activity; epidermal growth factor binding; ATP binding. Gene Ontology annotation, cellular component: basal plasma membrane; signaling receptor complex. Lineage: Eukaryota; Metazoa; Chordata; Actinopteri; Cypriniformes; Cyprinidae. The record is from RefSeq and is a predicted model, not a curated record.
CCCUUUAAGUAUGGGAGGAAGCCUGAGAGGUUUUUUACACGCGAGAAAUGGCAAGACCGACUGAAAUCGGAUUGUUUUUCACCUUACUGCUCUCAUGGAGCUUCUGCGCGACGCCGGAAAAGAAAGUGUGUCAGGGAGCAAACAACAAACUGACUCUUCUGGGAACAGUGGAUGACCAUUAUCAGAUUCUGGUAAAAAUGUACAGCAACUGCACCGUCGUUCUGGAAAACCUGGAAAUCACAUAUAUGACAGCAAAACACGACUUGUCCUUUCUCAGGAACAUCCAAGAAGUCGGUGGCUAUGUCCUUAUUGGGAUCAACACGGCUCCUAGUAUUCCUCUUGAGAAUCUGCGCAUCAUCCGUGGCCACUCUCUUUAUGAAGAUAAAUACGCUUUAUCUGUCCUCCUGAACUACAACAGCAGCAUCAGACAAGGCGUGAACCAGUUGCCACUGACUAGCUUAACUGAAAUACUGAAGGGUGGAAUAAAAUUUGGCAGUAACGAUUUUUUAUGUAACGUGGAGACCAUCCAGUGGACUGACAUUCUGAACAUGAAGAGCCAGCCGGAAAUGAAAGAGCCGGAACGAAGCUCAGCACAAUACUGUAAAAAGUGUGACAAGAGCUGUUAUAAUGGUUCCUGUUGGGGCCCUGGUCCCCAAAACUGCCAAAAAAUGACUAAGGUGAUCUGCGCGGAGCAGUGUUCGGGGAGGUGUAAGGGGCCCAAACCCAUUGACUGCUGUAAUGAACAUUGUGCUGCUGGCUGCACAGGACCCAAACCAACCGACUGCCUGGCCUGUAAGGACUUCCAGGAUGAGGGGACAUGUAAGGACGCAUGUCCACGGCUCAUGCGCUACGACCCCAACACCCACCAGCUUGCUCCCAACCCUAAUGGGAAAUACAGUUUUGGGGCAACGUGCAUUAAGAAUUGCCCACACAACUAUGUCGUGACAGACCAUGGGGCAUGUGUAAGAACAUGCAGCCCUGGCACCUACGAGGUGGAUGAGGGUGGAGCGAAAUGCAAGAAGUGUGAUGGCCUUUGUCCAAAAGUUUGCAAUGGCCUGGGAAUGGGGCCUCUGGCCAAUGUCCUGUCAAUCAAUGCCAGCAACAUUGACUCCUUUGAGAACUGCACAAAAAUCAGCGGAGGUGUUGCAAUUCUCACCACAACAUUUAAUGGUGACCUGCAUACUAAAACUCCAGGGCUGGAUCCGGCCAAGCUCAACAUAUUCAAAACUGUAAAAGAAAUCACUGGCUACCUGGUGAUUCAGCAGUGGCCGAAAGACAUGCCAUCCCUCGGCGCCUUUGAAAACCUUGAGGUCAUCCGUGGACGUAUAAAACAGCAAGGUGCAUUCAGCUUUGCUAUCACCCAAACUGAAAUUACACAUUUCGGCCUGCGUUCUCUGAGCGAGAUCAGUGACGGCGAUGUGGUCAUCUCUCAGAAUAAGCAUCUCUGCUAUACCAGCCUUGAAGAUUGGUAUCGCCUCUUCAAAUCUAAACAACAGAGUGCCAAAAUGUUAGGAAAUGCUAAUGCUACCAUCUGCGCGAAUCAGAACAGGACAUGUGAUGAGAUGUGCACAGAUGACGGAUGCUGGGGUCCUGGUCCCACUAUGUGCUUCACCUGUAAGCAUUACAGCCGUAAAAAAUACUGUGUGGCUUCCUGUAACCUGCUGGCUGGUGAGCCACGUGAAUAUGAGGUCAAUAAAACGUGUGUCGAGUGUGACCCUGAAUGUCUGCUCAUGAAUGAAACCAAGACCUGCACCGGUCCUGGACCCGACAAAUGUACAGAUUGUGCAAACUACAAAGAUGGGCCGCACUGUGUAACACGCUGCCCACAAGGCAUACCGGGAGAGAAAGACAUACUCAUUUGGAAAUAUGCUGACACGAUGCGAGUGUGCCAGCCCUGUCAUGAGAACUGUACCCAAGGAUGUACUGGGCCUGAUUUAAAAGACUGCAAAGAUUUCAAAGGUUCUGGUUUGCCCAUGAUUGCCGCUGGUGUGGUUGGAGGUCUGCUGGCGUUUGUUAUCCUGGGUCUAGGAGUUGCUGUUUUUCUGCGCAGAAGGCACAUCAAGAGGAAGAGAACCUUACGACGACUCCUACAAGAAAGAGAGCUAGUGGAGCCUCUGACCCCCAGUGGCGAAGCCCCCAACCAGGCCUUGCUGCGCAUCCUCAAAGAGACAGAGUUCAAGAAGAUCAAAGUGCUUGGGUCCGGAGCUGGCACUGUGUAUAAGGGCUUGUGGGUUCCAGAGGGAGAGAGUGUCAAAAUCCCUGUCGCCAUUAAGGUCUUACGAGAAGCCACGUCUCCUAAAGCGAACCAGGAGAUCUUGGAUGAGGCCUAUGUGAUGGCGAGCGUUGAGCAUCCUCACGUGUGUCGUCUGCUCGGCAUCUGCUUGACCUCCACCGUCCAACUUAUCACCCAGUUGAUGCCCUAUGGAUGUUUGCUGGACUACGUCAGAGAAAACAAGGAUAACAUUGGCUCUCAACACCUGCUCAACUGGUGUGUGCAGAUUGCUAAGGGCAUGAGCUACUUAGAAGAGCGCCAUCUUGUGCACAGGGAUUUGGCUGCUCGUAAUGUGUUGGUGAAGACCCCUCAGCAUGUGAAGAUCACAGAUUUUGGCCUGGCCAAGCUGUUGAAUGCCGAUGAGAAGGAGUAUCACGCAGAUGGUGGCAAGGUGCCAAUAAAAUGGAUGGCACUGGAAUCCAUCCUACACAGGACAUACACCCACCAGAGUGACGUUUGGAGUUAUGGUGUGACGGUUUGGGAACUGAUGACAUUUGGAACAAAGCCCUAUGAUGGGAUUCCUGCAAGUGAAAUUGCUGAAGUUCUAGAGAAAGGAGAAAGACUUCCUCAGCCUCCUAUCUGCACCAUUGACGUGUACAUGAUAAUGGUCAAAUGUUGGAUGAUCGAUGCAGAGAGCAGGCCUCGCUUCAGGGAGCUCAUCGCUGAGUUUACUAAAAUGGCACGUGACCCGCCUCGCUAUCUCGUCAUUCAGGGUGAUGAUCGAAUGCAUUUACCCAGUCCUUCUGACUCCAAGUUCUACCGUAGUCUGAUGAGCGGAGAGCUGGACGAAGCUGUGGAUGCAGACGAGUAUUUAGUGCCCAAUCACAGCUUCUUCAGCAGCCCCAGCACCUCCCGCACACAGCUGCUGCACUCGAUGAGUUUCAACAGCAGCAUUGGGAACUGUCAUAGCAGAAACGGGAAUGGUUUCCCAGGAAGGGAGAACAGCAUUGUUCUGCGUUACAUCCCAGAUCCGACAGAACGCCUCCACGAGGGAGACUUCCAGCCCGCUCCAAGUUGGAACGAAUAUAUAAACCAGAAUGAAUCACUGAUGUCCAGCAUGACCAACCCGAUAUACCAACACCCCGGACCCCCCCGCACACUUCCACACUCUUCAUCAGCGCUGGACGAAACCGAGGAAGAAUACCUGAACUGCUUUAAGAGUCCCGCUGACGCCCCACCUGAGUAUCUGAACACAUCACACACACAGCUCCUCUCCAGACAGCCGUUCUUCAGCGUGCAGGCCUUCAACCCCCAGAACAGCAUGGACAACCCAGACUACCAGCAGGACUUCUGCCCCCUGGAGCGCAAAACACACACCAACGGCCACUUGCCGGCUGCGGAAAAUGCAGAAUACAUGGGGCUGGAAGUGCACUAGCACACUGUGCAGAAGAGCAACUCUUAAACGAGCCACUUAACAGCAGAUAAAGAUGGAAGGACAUCUAUUUACAGCGGAUAAGUCGUCAGACAGUUUUGCCUGCCGUCAAGCUUUUUUCUUUACCUGGGCUACCUUUCAAAAUAUGCUCGUUUUGUUCGGAGCGAGACUUGGUCGGAAUCGAACAACUGUGGCUCUCUCAAAUGACUACAGGACAUGCCAGUGG